ACAAUUUGAUUAACCCUAUUUUCCCUAAAAUGUGCUACUUAUUAACUUGGAUCCCAUGCAUAACCCCUUAAUAUGGUAUUGGGCUGUUUUGGUAUAACAGGCCUCGGCCCAUUCAUAACAAGCAGCUUCUUCUUUUUUUUUCCAAACUUUUAGAUCGAUUCAAUUAGACCGUCCUGUUUCCCGCGCAGCCUUCGCAAUCGGCAAGUGCGAUAUGCUAAACAAUUCUCCUACAAUGGAGGAUCUCGACGGAGGAAUGGCAAGUGAUGUAGAGAGAGAAGAGGAAGAAGCUGUGACCGACUUACUCCGAGAUCGAUUCCGAUUAUGCACCAUCUCCAUUGCUGAAGGUGAGGCGAAACAAUGCGGUAUGGAGGUUUCUCAACCUAUCAUCACAUGUAUAUCUGAUUUAGCCUUCAAGUUUGCAGAACAGCUAUCAAAAGACUUAGAAUUAUUUGCACAGCAUGCUGGUCGUAAGUCCGUAAACAUGGAAGACGUUAUUCUUUCCGCACAUCGGAAUGAUCACCUGGCUGCCUCAUUGAGGUCCUUCUGCAAUGACCUCAAAACAAAAGAGCCCAAUUUGGAGAGGAAGAGGAAGAAGAAUCCCAGAAGGGAAGGUAGAGUUGCUCCAGAUUUACUUCGUACUCCAGACACUUAGAUUAGAGGUAUGCCCAGUUUCACCAUGUGUCCAGUUAGCCUAAUAGCUUAGUGAGAGCAGCAUCUGUGCAGCAACCACAACCUUUUGAAGUAAACAGGUUGACAACAUUACUGAAAAGCUACCUCAAAGUAGCGCCUAAAGUGGAAGGACAAGAAAAACUCUAAUUAUAUGCUUUACUUCUACAUUUUAUUUCAGUUUUGUGUUAAAGUAUCUGGAGCUUCAAUAAACUAAUGAUUGUGCAAGUUUGGUGUUUGUAACAAGGAUAGUGAUUGAUUUGAAAAUAGAAUUAUUUAUGCAAAGGUUGAAAUGUUUGCCUGUAUUCCU
Solanum stenotomum is the source of this 976-nucleotide messenger RNA. Its product is annotated as protein MHF1 homolog. The record is from RefSeq and is a predicted model, not a curated record. Bases 212 to 652 code for a protein of 146 amino acids. Gene Ontology annotation, cellular component: Fanconi anaemia nuclear complex; FANCM-MHF complex. NCBI's taxonomy places the organism in Eukaryota, Viridiplantae, Streptophyta, Magnoliopsida, Solanales, Solanaceae. Gene Ontology annotation, molecular function: chromatin binding; protein heterodimerization activity. Gene Ontology annotation, biological process: resolution of meiotic recombination intermediates; replication fork processing. The transcript has a single exon.